Populus euphratica (Euphrates poplar) is the source of this 1041-nucleotide messenger RNA. RefSeq names its product ferredoxin, root R-B1-like. Gene Ontology annotation, cellular component: plastid. Gene Ontology annotation, molecular function: electron transfer activity; 2 iron, 2 sulfur cluster binding. The record is from RefSeq and is a predicted model, not a curated record. The transcript is spliced from 2 exons. Bases 249 to 716 code for a protein of 155 amino acids. Lineage: Eukaryota; Viridiplantae; Streptophyta; Magnoliopsida; Malpighiales; Salicaceae. Gene Ontology annotation, biological process: electron transport chain.
CUUAAUUCACUGUCCAACAACUCACUCCAUUGUCCAACAAAUCUCCACUUACUAUAAAGUUCUUUACAGCCACCACCCCGAGUCUAAGUUAGGUAGGGCACCCUCCUCAGGUAGGUCUCCUUGUAAUCUCCGCCUAUUAACUUCCUUCUAGCCAGGCCUCACCAAUCAAUCUCUCCUUUGGAUUCCCUUGCUUGACAGUGAUUGAUCAUCCACAAAAUGUCCCUAAUUGCUCUGGCGCAGGUGGAAACAUGUCAACCGUGAGACUUCCCACAACAUGCAUGAUCAGAAGUGCACCACCGAGAAAAGUUCCAAGCCCAAGCAAGUCGUGUGCAUUGAUCAAGAGCCCAGGUGCUUUGGGUUCUGUAAGGAAUGUAUCUAAAGCAUUUGGCUUGAAGUCUUCCUCCUUCAAAGUAUCUGCAAUGGCAGUUUACAAAGUGAAACUAAUUGCACCAGAUGGAUGCGAGCACGAAUUUGAUGCCCCUGGUGAUACUUACAUCCUUGACUCAGCUGAAAAUGCAGGAGUGGAGCUCCCAUACUCAUGCAGAGCCGGAGCCUGCUCUACUUGUGCUGGUAUGAUGGUUUCAGGGUCCGUGGACCAAUCAGAUGGUUCAUUCCUUGAUGAGAAACAGAUGGAGAAGGGAUACGUCCUUACAUGUGUCUCAUAUCCAACUUCGGACUGUGUGAUUCACACACACAAGGAGGAAGAUCUGUAUUGAGCAGCAUACCUAGCAUGCUUGUUGCGCUUGUGCUGCUAUCUCAAUAAUGCAGGAACCUGCAUUUAUAGCAUGCCGGUAGAGCACUUGAUUAUCAGACAUUCGUAUAACCUGGUUUAUCGUUUGUGGUGUUAAUUUUCGAACAUCCUUCAGUCUCCAGUACCUUGAAAGCUUUCAUUUCAGUGAUCAACUUGUACUUCAUGUGAAUUGAUUUUGUGUUUUCAUGCGGGUAGUUAUCAGGGGACAUCAAUUUGAGCCAGGGAACCCGCAUGAUGCCUGAUUUGUUAUUCAGGCUCGGGUCAUGGGUUGCCGGGUAUCAUAACAUGUA